CCACUAAUUGAUAGAUCAUAAAGCGAGAGGGGAAUGGGGAGGACGCCGUGUUGUGAUAAGAAAGAUUUGAAGAAAGGGCCAUGGGGUCCUGAAGAAGAUGAGAUACUCAUCAAUUACAUCAAGGAACAUGGCCAUGGAAGCUGGCGUUCUCUUCCUAAGCUUGCUGGUCUUCGUCGUUGUGGCAAGAGUUGCCGGCUCCGGUGGACGAAUUAUCUUAGGCCUGACAUAAAACGCGGCCCCUUCACCGUUGACGAAGAGAAGCUCGUCAUUCAGCUUCACGCCAUUCUGGGGAACAGGUGGGCAGCCAUUGCUGCUCAAGUACCAGGACGAACGGACAACGAGAUCAAGAACCUAUGGAACACUCACUUAAAGAAACGCCUACAUUGCAUGGGACUUGACCCACUGACACACGAGCCGUUCACCCAUUAUGGCCCAACCACUGCACCGCGUUCAUUUCCCACCACUCGUCACAUAGCUCAAUGGGAGAGUGCCAGGCUCGAAGCCGAGGCUCGUCUUUCCAAAGGGUCACUCUUCUUAGACUCACCACCUCCAUUGGUUAAACCCGACCCUGACUAUUUCCUACGCUUAUGGAACUCUGAAGUCGGAGAAUCAUUUCGGAACAUGAACGGAGAAACUAAAACCGAUUGCCGGAGCCCGAUUGCAUCUUCAUCGACGAAACGCGGGUCGGUUUCGGGGUCUUCGAGUACUUCAACCACAGCAAGAAAUCAAAUUGAGGAUCGCAUUGAUGCAUCUUUCUCUUCAUUUUCGAACGAGUCGGAAGAUUCAUCCGACACUGCGCUGCAAUUGCUGUUGGACUUUCCCAUUAACAAUGACAUGAGCUUCUUGGAAGAUGAUACUACUUAGCUACAAUGUUGACUGAAGUAUCAACCAUAUGAU
Hibiscus syriacus is the source of this 897-nucleotide messenger RNA. Its product is annotated as transcription factor MYB17-like. The record is from RefSeq and is a predicted model, not a curated record. NCBI's taxonomy places the organism in Eukaryota, Viridiplantae, Streptophyta, Magnoliopsida, Malvales, Malvaceae. The transcript is spliced from 4 exons. Bases 34 to 864 code for a protein of 276 amino acids.